AUGAUACCGAGCCGAGCAUCGCCUGGUGUCGCUGCGCAAGCAGAUGAACACCACGAUGCAGCAUUCCCGCCGUACGAUGCGAAUCCGCCGCUCUACCUUUCGGGCGUGCAAGGACGAGACGCAGGAUCAAAUCUACCCGUUGGCGAUCCGUCCAAUGCGCACUUCGUUAGAUUCGACUACGACUGUCCGAGCACUAAUAGCAGCGAGAUCGCUUCACAAUCGCACAGCAGGGCAGGGAGUUCGACCGCUCCAUUUGACCGUGGCAUGCCUUCCGGGCCAGCUAUGUUGAGCAUGGAUAGCACCGACGCAGGUAACGUCUUUUCGAUCCCGUGGGAUCGCCAAGGUGCGCACGCCACGUUUGCAGAGCAAAGCGCAACGCACACUGGCGGCUUUCAGACGAUCCCACCUCCCGCACACAUACCGACUUUUCAAUCCGAUGGGGAGUAUCCAGUGCAGCCCCACCCGGUCAGCGUCUCCUCUGGGCCAUAUCCUAGCUUAAUCCUCGGCAGCAGGGGGGGGACUUCUACUUUGUCUCCUGCGCACGCCUUGAACGAUUAUGCGCAGGCCGAUGUGGAUGCGACCUACCUGCAUUACCGUCAACAGUUUGCGCUGCAACAGUACAAUUCUCACUCUUCCGUCUCGCGCCGCGCCGCGGAGGAAGCGCUGGCUCGCUUCUUGGAGUUUCAGGCGUUACCACCUGUGGACGAUGACGCCCCGAAGUCGAAGCAGUCGCAUUUUCCAUCCAAGGAUGGCGCUGUCGAGCCUGGCAGUUUCAGCGAUUAUUUGCAGCAAUACGCGAGCGGAGGAAUGGGGCAGGAGCAUGUGACUGUACGUGCCGCCUCUGGUCUUGUUAUCAACACGCCUUCCAGCGAGCAUGUCAACAUUUCUCACAAUGUAGGCGCACAUGACCAGAAUGCAACGUCUCUCAGCACGCUAACGCCGGCCUCGGACAACACUAUCACCCUCGCUGCAGAUGAAGUGGAUGGUCGGAGCAACCACAAAAGCAGCACCCACAAGUAUCACCCUGUGCAGCCUUUCAUGCCUAUGAGGUCUUUACACGCAGCGAAGGACGGUAGGCGCAGCCGCAGACAAAAACGCGGAAUCAGCACUUGCCCCACGUCUCCCACCGAAAGCCCUCCACCAGCUCAUGUCAAAGGUGCUGUUCCGGUUUCCAAACGUGCCAAGACGGACUCACCACGCACCUGUGGCACCCAUUCUGGUCAAAUCAACGCGGAUCCAGCCGAGGCCGCGGUGUUUGGCAAGAUCAGGGUCAAGGAGCGUAAGCUUGGUAAGAGCCGCACCGGUCGCCGGCAAUACACUUCCUGCGAUAGCUGCAGAGCAUCAAAGAAGGGAUGUGACUUGCGCCUAAGCGUCGUGCUGAACACAAUCGGCGUCGAUGUCCACCCAGAAGUCUCUUGCUCUUCUUGCAAGAGAAGGGGCCUCAAAUGCACCACCAAGGAUGUGCACAAGAUCAGAGCUGCCUCUGGGCACUUUGAGGAGCUGGAUGAGGAUGAUGACGACGACGAAGACGGAAUCGGUGAGGACGCUUCAAGCUCGAGCGCUCUCUGUACAAGCAGUCGGAAAACGUCACUGGCCGGCAGAAGCGGGACGGUGUCCCAUGGACGUGCAGACUCUCAACCCACACCGAACGGCGGUCGCUUUUCUCAUCGCGCGAAGGCAGUCAAUAUGAAGCUCAUAGACGGCAAGUUCAUAGGAUUCAAACGUCUUGACGAAAGCCUGGUCACCACAGAAGACCAACACCCCUUUGUGCAGGAGACGCUCGUCGCAUACGCGCAGACUCUGGAGUGCUCGAUGCUCCUCUUCCUAGGUCACGCUACCCAGGCGGAUAAGGAAGAUCAGGUCUUUAGCCGCAAGAUGCCGUUUUCGCGUCGCAAUAGCCUGCCAAACGCGCAAUAA
Tilletiaria anomala UBC 951 is the source of this 1917-nucleotide messenger RNA. RefSeq lists its product as uncharacterized. The record is from RefSeq and is a predicted model, not a curated record. Gene Ontology annotation, biological process: regulation of DNA-templated transcription. Gene Ontology annotation, molecular function: DNA-binding transcription factor activity, RNA polymerase II-specific; zinc ion binding. Lineage: Eukaryota; Fungi; Basidiomycota; Exobasidiomycetes; Georgefischeriales; Tilletiariaceae. The transcript has a single exon. The coding region runs from base 1 to 1917 and encodes 638 amino acids.